Asparagus officinalis (garden asparagus) is the source of this 884-nucleotide messenger RNA. Its product is annotated as probable N-acetyltransferase HLS1. The transcript has 4 exons. Gene Ontology annotation, molecular function: acyltransferase activity, transferring groups other than amino-acyl groups. The record is from RefSeq and is a predicted model, not a curated record. NCBI's taxonomy places the organism in Eukaryota, Viridiplantae, Streptophyta, Magnoliopsida, Asparagales, Asparagaceae. Bases 1 to 750 code for a protein of 249 amino acids.
AUGUUAACAAUCAGAGAGUUCGACAUGGAGAAGGACCUCAAGCUCGUGGAGGAGCUCGAACGAAACUGCGAUAUCGGGCCCUCCUCCUCCUCUUCCUCCCCCUCCUCCUCCUCAAAGAAGAAGAAGAAGAAGAAGAAGUUGUCUCUCUGCAUUGACCAGCUGGGGGACCCACUUUGCCGGAUCCGGCACGCGCCGGAACGCAUAAUGCUGGUUGCGGAGUACGGAGAGAAGAGGGAGAUAGUUGGGGUGAUUAGGGCUUGCAUAAAGACUGUGACACGUGGAGUGGGGCCCGAUGUAAGGGUCCCACGCUAUGUCAGAGUUGCUUAUUUGCUUGGACUCCGGGUGUCGGUGGCGCAUAGGCGACUGGGCAUCGGAGUGAAGCUGGUGCAGUCAGCGGAGGCGUGGUGCGUCAAAACAGCGAGCGAUGUACGCUACAUGGCCACGGACCAAUUACGGGGUGUGUUUGUCAGGCGCGCAGAGGGGAGGGAGAUGCGCGACAAUGUGGGCGUUGCUUCCGCCGACGGUGCAAACAUGGCGGCGGAGGGACGGGGAGGUGGCGGCGUGCGUGUGGCGGUCAGGUCGGGGGGGAUGCUGAGGAGCGAGGGCGUAAGCGUGCCUCACUGGAGGUGGGUCUCUUGUGAGGACGUUUGGUGCAUGAAGAAGUUGGUUGAUGAUGAUGAUGAUGAUGAUGAUUGGAGUAAAUCUAGGGAAGGUACGGAUGUCUUGUUCGUGGACCCACGUGAGUUUUGAGGGGGGAUUAUGGAUGGAUUAAUAGUGACUAAUUAGUGAAGCACACGUGCAUAAUUAAUUGCGACGGAGCUAGGGAAGCUAACUUGUUUACAUGUGUUUUGUUUGUUUUUCGUUCUUAAUUAGUGAUGUAAUGA